UGUAUUGACAUAAGUAUUUUGUUCUUUAUUUAGUUCAAUAAAAAUUUCAAUCAGAUACAUGUAAGACAUAUCAGAUUUAUAUUAAUUUAAAAUAUUUAUUUGAAGUUUUAAAUGAUUUUCAAGAUUAGGGUUUAAACUGCGACAAAAAAGUAGUUGACGGAUGAUAUCAGAAAAAAUAAAUCAGAAUCAUUUGUUGCCAAAUAACAGUUUCAAACGAUGGAUGUGAUAGAAGCUAGUGUACCAGUAGCAUGUUUUCCACGAUAUCAGUACACGUUGAAGAUAAGAAAAGAUUUGGCCAAGCGGUAUAACUGUCUAAAUAAGAACAAAAUAAUAGAUGAUUGUAAACCACUGAUAGAAGAUGUUAAUGAUGACAAUAUUCGCAUAUUUAUGUGCAAAUCAGAAGAAUCCACCGACCAAUUCAUAGAUAUUAAAUCAAUUAUUCCGAGAAAUCGGAACACCGUUAAUGAAAACAGAUAUAAACUCGAAUCCUUGGAAAGAGAAUCUAAAUUGUACAAAAAUGCAUACUGCAUUUUCUUCAAAGAUAUAUUGACAAAAUUAAAAAAGUUUCCCGAGCGUACUAUUCUGAUAGGAAAGGAUAACAAGUCAACGGUCGUUCUGUCAAACAUGUUAAGAAGCCAAAAUCAUACUGUGGUUUGUCUUGUGGAAGAAGUUGGCGCUGCUUUAUCGACUCAUUUAGAGAGAAAUGCUCUUGCAGGAAUGAGAGUUGCAUGUGACAAACUUUAUGUCAUCCUUACUGGAAAUACUACUAAAGAUAUAAGCUACAUAGUUAAAUUAAGAGAGUCAUCUGUGAAAUCUGAACACGUCGAGUCAACAGAACAACGGUCAAAAUCAGCAGGAUCGGGUGUCAAAGAUUCACCGAGACAGGCUUACCAACACCUGUCGGUAACGACUGAACAAAUACCAUGUGUAAAAGGGAAACAAGGAAAGAUCAAAAGUCCAAAAAGCGGAACUCCAGUCGAACUAUCAGAUACAGACUCAGAGUUGAUUGAACGCCUUUAUUACGAAUUUGUUGGAUUAUUUAACAGAAGCAUUCUUCCAGAAAAUGAAAAACCGAGUCAUUCUGAAUGCUUGUACAAGAUUGAUAAAACGAUAUUGCAAGAGUUACAGGAGCUGAGUAACUCGAUAACAAGUUGUGGAUAUCGUUACAGUACUCUUCAAGUAAAUGUCAAUGUCAAAACGAUAUCCGAUGAUCUAAAACAAAGUAUCGGACAUGUAAUGGAAAAACAUAAUAUAACAAAAUACUCUGUAGUACCCUCUGUUAUAAAGGAGUUUUCAACGUGUACUGUAGGUCAAGGUGUAAGAGUCGAAUAUGUCAAAAAUGAAUUUUAUACUGGUACACUCGGCGGAUUUGCUUAUACAUCUUCAGGAGAAUCAAAGCGUGAUUGGGCCAUCUUAUCUAGACAUUUUGCUAAAUGCAGUUUUGACAGAAAACUGUACAUAGCAAAGCAAGAAAAUGUGUAUAUCGGCGAGAUUAUGAAAGAAGUUAAGGACGAUGAGACAAAUAAAGAAUACCUGGAUGUCGCUGCUGCAUCACUGGAUGAUAACAUAUCAUUCGAUAAAACAUACGUUAAUGAAAAGAAUGAAUCUGUCCAAGGAAAACUUUUCUCUUAUGAUGCUAAGAAGCUUAUGUGUUUACCAGUUCACAUUAAAGGAGCUAAAACCGAACUAGGCCUUGGAACAAUUUCUGUUCCGGAGCAAAUCGCAGUUCAAAACGACAAUUUGGAUGAAAACUACAUUAUUGUAGAAGAUAGAGAGGAAGGCAAUGCUUUCUGUCAGAAAGGCGACAGUGGAGCCAUAGUGUGUGCUGAGAAUCCGGACAAAUAUGGAGAAGAAGUCCAUUUGAUUGCAAUCGUUAUGGGAGAGAAUAUGAGUAAAAAGGGUUCAUAUACUACGGUCAGACUUGACAAGGGUUUAGAGCAGCUGAAAUCCGUAACAAACAAAGAUUUCAACAUGUAUUGAAUUAACGUAUCAUUUCAAUAGUAAAAAUAAUAAUGCCUGUGAGAUGUCAAUAUGUCAGAUGUUUAAGCAAGAUAAGCUACAAAUGUUCCUUAAAUUUCAUCAGCUACGUAAUUAACAAUGUUCAACAAUUCUUUAUGUGAUUCUAAGAAACAGUUUCAGAAUUUCCUUUUGUAUAUGAAUAUUUACUGUUAUAUAUUUGUUUUUGAAGUAUAAUAGUAAAGUUAAGCGUAUACAUUUUUGUAUUUGUAUUGAAACGAUAGAAAAUGAGUGUGAAGUUACGUAAUUUCGAUUACAAUUUACCAUGCUGCAAAUAUAUAUUCAUGAUCUCUUUCAUCGUUUUUUCAAACUUCAUAAACUAGCAUUUCCUUCAGAACUAGUUUUUUUUUCAAAUUUCUAUGGCUUAAAUAGGUAAACAAUAUUUCAUCGGAGACGUUU
Messenger RNA from Ruditapes philippinarum (Manila clam), 2415 nucleotides. RefSeq lists its product as uncharacterized. The transcript is spliced from 6 exons. The record is from RefSeq and is a predicted model, not a curated record. Lineage: Eukaryota; Metazoa; Mollusca; Bivalvia; Venerida; Veneridae. The coding region runs from base 217 to 1980 and encodes 587 amino acids.